AACUCAUAAAAUGAGGUUGGCCAUCAGUCUUCCAAACUUGAGACCCCAAGUAGAGACCCCAUUGGGGAUAGCCCAACAGCCUUCCAAACUUGGACGUCCUUGCCAGAUCAAAGCAAAGCCCGCAACAAAACUACCGCAUCAGUUCUUGCAAACCUUGAAGACGUAGAUGGCUGAAAAAGCUGUAGAUUUGCCAGAGGAAUGCUGGGAACUGAUAAUCAAACUGCUAGACCACCCCUCUCACUUCAAUUCACUCUCUUUGGUCUGCAAGCAAUUCCUGUCAAUCACCAAUAGACUUUUGUUUAGUCUCAAUCUCUCUGAUCCAACAGUUCAAGCCCUUCUGCCUCGUCUUCUUCAAAGGUUCCGUCGGAUCAAACAGAUAGAAUUCACUGGAUUUCAAGGUGACAUGAACUCAAUUCUUCAUCAAAUUGCGCUAUCUGGGUUGAAUCUAGAAUCGCUGAACGUUUCCAAGCAACCAACUUUACCAGUGGUUGGUUUAAGAGCGUUGGGAUCCAAAAUGAUGGAUUUGAAGAGUUUGAACUGCUCCAAGAUGGGGUUCUUUGGGGAUUCUGACCUGACUGUGAUUGCAGAGUCAUUUCCAUGCCUUGAAGAGCUUGACAUCAGCUAUCAUGCGGAUGAAAACAGUUAUUCCACAAUUGGGUCGAAGCCCAUAUCCGAUUUGGGCAUCUUUUCAUUGUCAUUGAAGCUCAAGAGCCUGAGGACGAUCAACCUUUCUGGUAAUAGCUUCAUUACUGAUAAGUCCCUUGUGUUUUUGUCUACCAACUGUUUGUUGUUAAGCCAAGUUGUGCUUCACUUUUGUAACUUUAUAUCACUGAAUGGUAUAUCCAAGCUCAUCCAUGGCUGUUCUCACUUGAAUUCUAUUUCGGUUCAUGGAAUUGGGAAUCCUUCUGUUAAUGCAGCAUUCAAAGUACCAUUCCUAAGCCCGAAAGCUUUAUCGGCUAUUGCUCUUUCGGAUUCCGAUAUUUCGGAUGAAUUUCUGUAUGCAGUUGCUGAAGCACGUUUUCCUCUGAAGAAGCUCACUCUUUCUAGAUGCGCAAACUAUAGUUUUUCUGGAAUUUCGGUUUUGUUGAAUGAGUACCAAUCUCUUGAGUACUUAAAUCUUGAAGCAGCAUAUUUUCUUAGGGACAAGGACAUAGCUGAGCUAUCCAGGUUCCUCCAUAGUAUCAAUCAUAUAAACCUUAGUCAUUGCUAUGGGUUGACUUGUAUCACCUUCUACACCCUCAUAAAAAACUGUCUGGUUUUGGAUAAGUUGGAAAUGGUAGCAACAAGUAUUGGGGAGGAAAACAUUGAGACUGACUUUAAGGCAAGCCAUGGAAUCAAAUCUUUAAACUUGGCAAAUAAUUCAUUGGGCAAUAACUUUAUAACAAGUUUUGCAUCUAUUUGCCCCAAAUUGGAAGUGCUCAAUUUGAGCAAAUGUAAGGGAAUUACAGAAGAAGGCAUAGUAGAAGUAUUGAAGAGAUGCUCUGAGAUUAGACAAUUGGAGGCAAACCACAUUCGAGGGAUGACGAAUUCUUUUUUACACCUUGAGUUUGAACUUCCCAAGUUGAAGGUGUUGUCUCUAAUGUUUUCUGGAAUCGAUGAUGAUGCGUUGGCUAUGAUUGGUAAAAGAUGUUGCGGGCUACUGAAAUUGGACUUGGCAGGCUGCUUGAGUUUGACAUCAAAGGGGGUGAAGGAAGUGGUGGAAAACUGCAAAGAAUUGAAGGAGAUAAAUUUGAAGUGGUGUAAUAAGUUCAGUGCUGAUAUUGUUCCUUGGAUGGUGUUUUCAAGACCAUCACUGAAGAAAAUAGUUCCUCCUAGUCGUUUUGUUCUUACUGAAAGACAAAGGAACCUUUUCUUGCGUCAUGGGUGUGUGGUGUAUGAGGGGGGUGCCUUUGAAUGAACUUUACAGGUGAUGAAGUAUUCUCUUGCACAAAGUCUUUUUUGAAUAAAAAUAUGUGAAGAUUGCAUUUGGAUGUUUGUCUUUCUUAUAUUGUUAAACUCAAUUUAUUAUGUAGCAACUCUGUUCACAGCCAAUAGCAAUUGUAGAGGAUGCUUUCUGA
Molecule: messenger RNA, 2057 nt
Organism: Prunus avium (sweet cherry)
Lineage: Eukaryota; Viridiplantae; Streptophyta; Magnoliopsida; Rosales; Rosaceae
Product: RNI-like superfamily protein
Biological process (GO): SCF-dependent proteasomal ubiquitin-dependent protein catabolic process
Cellular component (GO): SCF ubiquitin ligase complex
Molecular function (GO): protein binding
Source: RefSeq, a predicted model, not a curated record